This is a messenger RNA of Verticillium alfalfae VaMs.102, 330 nucleotides long. RefSeq lists its product with no specific name. The transcript has a single exon. NCBI's taxonomy places the organism in Eukaryota, Fungi, Ascomycota, Sordariomycetes, Glomerellales, Plectosphaerellaceae. The record is from RefSeq and is a predicted model, not a curated record. The coding region runs from base 1 to 330 and encodes 109 amino acids.
AUGACAGCCGUAGACAAUGGCGGCUGCGAGGAAGAGCUGCCCGGCCACCUUGGCCCUUCGAAUGCCGGCAGGGACAGCCCAGGGUGCACUGAGAUACUGGGCGUGCAGCACAGGCUUGUUGAAGAGGAUAUACAGCUGUGCUGUGAGAUAGGUCUGGAUGACAAAGAAGAAAAGCUCCUCGGCGGGGAUGUCAAAGAGGGAGUAGCCGAGGACUGCAUCGGGCGGAUAGUUCCAGAUGUUGGUGCGAAUCAGAUAAGAGUCCCAGGGAAUGGUGGCCACAACGGCAACCGUGAUGAUAAAGCACAGUUUUGCCGCGUCGACGCGUGUUAA